Messenger RNA from Bursaphelenchus xylophilus (pine wood nematode), 6219 nucleotides. The record is from the annotation of a GenBank genome assembly. NCBI's taxonomy places the organism in Eukaryota, Metazoa, Nematoda, Chromadorea, Rhabditida, Aphelenchoididae.
AUGGACAACGAAAUUGCCGUCAACAAUUUCGACGGCUUUCUUCCCCAACUCCUUGACAAAAUGGGCCUUGCGGACAAUGGAAACCUGGCCUAUCUUCUGUUCAUCGACCUCGCCCUACAGUACAACAUGUUAAGCUAUUGUUUUGUGCCCUUUACAUACCGCUACUUUUAUAUGGUGUGGGACAUCAGGUUUACAAAUUCCAUGUUUGCCUUACUGGUGCUAGCUUACAUAACUCCGACGACCAUUUGCGCAUUCAUAAUUGCCUAUUUGGCUGGGAAAACGUACUCCCAAAUGACGCAGUUGGUGUCUCCUCCGGAUCCGAGCUGCUUGAAAAAUUUGCCAUGCUAUGAUUACAUGAAAUAUCCAGCGGAGGUGAGGUCGAAUAAAACAAAAUAACCAGAGGGAAAGCGUUUGAAAAAAGCAAAUCGCAAACUGAGGAGUCCGUGACCGGAAUACCUUCUUCGCUAUCGGUUUUUUGCACUUCGUCUUGACUUCACAGAGAAGGCAUGGCACAAAUUUAGGCUAAGUCUUUCAAAGACACCUGUCUAAUUCCCGUUUGCGGAAACGACCGACAUUUUUUGGGCAAAAGUUGACAGAAGCCCAGUAUUUUUUGCUGAUCCGCCUUGUAAAACGAAGGCGCCUCCCAAUUUGAGCGUACCUUUUAUUUUCAGCCCUACAUCACUAUUUUUUCCUUCGUCAGAAUCCCCACUCUCUGCAUGGUGGUUGCCCCAUUAUUUCAAGUCUUUUUCAUCUGGCGAAUCUACAAAUAUUUGCACAAGGAUGUGCGAAAAUCCGACUCCUACCGCCAGAUGCAACGGCAAAUCACACGGACGUUGACGGCGCAAUCCGCAACGCCUCUGAUCUUCAUCGCUAUUCCACAAUUUUUCAUGGUGUUUGCCUUUGAUUUCGGCUUUAACGCGAACUUGUCGCUUCGCGUUUUCUACACCUCUUUGGCCAUAAUUCCGUUGGCCAACCCGCUCUCGACAAUUUUGCUGGUCAAGAGCUUCCGGACUGCUGUAGCGAACCGUGACUGCAGAGGUGUGAGUGUAAAGCAAAGAGACUCCGUUUUUUGGAGAAAUGGCUCGGAUGGGCCGGUAAAUACCGGGAGCGGAAAUGGUCGGACAGGGCUGGGAGCGCCGUAAAAAAGCUGCAAUAAUCAUUGUUGUUGGAUAAUACUGUUAAAUUUGUGAUAAAUAGCUCAAAGCUUCGAUGUUUUUUGAUGAUUGGGAAACUCUUUGUUUACAUACAUUUUCAUUCAAUUUCUCUUUCUUUCCAACUUCCUUUUCUUGGAGAUAAGAGGUUUAUGUAUUCUUGUUAAUGUUAAAUUGUAUAAAACACAAUAGAAUUUAAUGUCUGAAACAAUGAAAUGUUACGUAAAAAAGCACAUAAUGUUGCUUAAACCUAAACCUAAAAGUCAUUCAAUUUCUCUCUAUUUCCAAGUUCCCGUACGACGUUUUUAUAAUACAUAUAAGUAUCAGCCGGGAAAAUAAUGUCGAUUUAUCGCCGUAAAAUGUCUUGCCUCGCCGCAGUUGCGCGCCUAAUACCGUGGCUAGUAGUUGCAAUGCAAUGAUAGGCAAUAGGUGCGAGUGAGUGCACAUUGUUUUCCCGACAGACUGAAAAACAGUGAUACUAGGCGUUUCCAAAAGUCCGUGGACUUUUUGCCGCGACGCACAGUGCAUUUUAUAUUGUUCUUUCCACGAUGCGGGUUUUUCGAACAUUUUACAUUGUGCAUUUUUACCCAUCGCGCAAAAACGCUUCAGAAAGACCGCAGCGGCUCCGUUGAAAAUGGCUUUUGUCGCGCGACACACGGUGCAAAAUGUGGGGUUUUUUGCGCGGUGCGACUCCGCGACAAAAAUACUAACGAUUGUAAGCACUUUUGAAAAGGCUAACUGUAAGUCGAGCUAACAAAGAGGAGUUGGGCUUACACACAACUUUCAAAUAUGAAUAGACACGCAUACAGUAUGUAUAUUUCAAGCAGUACCCACAUCACAUCCCACGGCAACGCAGGGAGUUUCCCGCCCCAUUUCGGCACUUCCCCCCACCCAGUAUGGGUUGUAGUCAAACGAAAUGUCAAAGAUGAAUUUUUCGUGGGGUUUUCCGACCGAAAAACAUUUAUUUUUAUUUCUUUUGUGAAUUUUGACACUUCGUUUGGACGAAACUCAAAAGUGGGCGGGAAACAUUUUAGCACUAUUUUGGGUUGCCGUGCAACUGCAAUAUCAGAUUCUGACAAGUCUAGCCCAAACCGAAUCAGAAUUUCAUUUCCCUCACUUCCAUAUUUUGCACCUUUAGGUGAUGAAUCGAGAGUAAAUUUCAGGUGGUUUUACCAUGUUACUUAUUCCGAAAUUGCGGUAUUCCCGUUGUAGUUGCAUUGGUUAUUCGCAAACGGUCGCUUUCAUUGGCCGCGCCAAAGAUUUCGAAGGCAACAGGUGGAAAAUCAUAAAUUCCAGGUAUAAUAACCAAAUGUUGCUUGGUAUUCGGAAAGUUCCAAACAGUUUGACUGGAAAAUUUUGGGCUGAGACCCCGCCACUGUAGGGCGCAAGACAUUUUGCUUCUACUGGCGGCCAAAAGUCCUGAGAAUUUCUGGCGGCCCCCGAAAUUCUGCUCAGACCGGGACAUCGUACGCCGCGUUGAAUUAUCGCUCGGAAAAAUGGGAAUUGCGGUCGAUGUAGUGUAUCAGUCGCGCCAUAAAGUCCGCAGAUUUUUUCUGCGACAUCGCGGGGUGCGCUCGCGGAAAAAUACAUGUCGCUAGUGCAAAAAUGAGAAGUCGCAGUGGCGUGAAAAGAAGAAAAAGCACUGCUAAAAAUUCUACGCACCUUACGGCGCGACUGGUAGUAUCAGUAUGUCGGGAAAAUAAUGUGGUUGAGUCGCUCCUUGGAAUCGCCCAUCAUUGCGUCGCGUCGGCUAGCCGCGGAUGGAGAAUUGUUGCGCGACUGCACUUUUUCUUCGACAAGGAAAAAAAUUCCAAUUUUCCGAGCGAUAUCAGUUUCAGUUUGUCGGGAAAACCUAUUUUCCCGACAAACUGAUAUUUCGGGCUGCGUGCCAUUACAUUUUUUUGGUUUUGAGCGUCUAAUUUUGCGGCCGACGGAUAUUUCAGGCCUCUUUCUGGGCCACUAAAUGCAUAUUAGUAGCGUUGUAUUACAGUCCAAGAGUUUGCAUGUCAUUAAAACUUGCGCCUGAAAUUAUUGCGACAUGAAAAACAACUUCUGUCACGUUGAAAUGUUUCUUAAGGUCUCCUCUUAAGAAGGGCGGGGACUUUUUUCGUUUUGUGAUACGAUAGUAUUAGAAAAAAUUUGUUCAAAAUUUCCGAUAGCUUGUAGAAAAUAUCAUUCUGUCGGGAAAAUAUUGUGGAUUAGUCAUAGAAAAAUUUCUCACCUCGUUGCAGUCGCGGGCCAAAUCUCCAGCUACGGAUAGCCAUCGCACAAUGAUAAUAGGCGAUUCCAAGGGGAUCGCCGUUAUCCGCAUUAUUUUCCCGACAGACUAAAAUUUCUGUAUAUUUCUGUGAGCUACCGUAAUUUUCGGUCAAAUUGUCGCUAGAAAACAGCGAUAAUUUCGUUUAUCGUUGUCGCGAUAGCCCCAGCGCUGCCCUUGAAAAACUAGUCACUGUUGUCGCUGUUAUUUUUUUAAUUUUCACAUUGCAAAAAAAAAUAAAACUUUCAAUUUCUGCUCUUUCAGAUGGCCAUAAACUGUGUGGACUAUGUGAACCAAGCCGUGAUACAAUUCUUAUCUUUUUCGGGCAUGAUGGCUAACUUGGUUCUACUUUUGUUGAUCCGCAAUCACACACCGUCGCCAAUGAAGAGCUACAAGAAAGUUUUGUAUACCUCGGCUGUCUUCGAUCUGCUCGCUUCACUCUCUCAUUUUUGUAUUAUUUUGGUGAGUUUUGAGGGGGUUUGAAGUUCGAAAGAUACAAUUACUAAAAGGUUGUUUCGAAGGGCGAAUGAAUUUGAAAAGGACUAAACGUUGUUUUCCUCUGCAAAGGCCAUAAAUCAUUUCUCAAAAUUUUACACCACAGGUGUUCCUAACUUUAUCCGUGAUGAAUUUCUGCAUUUUUCAUCAGAAGGGUAACGUUUCAACAAAAAAAAAUUGCACAGGAAAUUGGCUGAGAUGUAGUCGAACGAAUGCUUUUUUCUCUCUAACUGCUCUCCGCAUUUUGUGUACACUGUCGGCGGCAAAGAUCGUUGAGUAUCUUGAAUGUGUCUUCAGUUUACAGCCACGCAUACAACGUUUUUUCAAAAGUGUGUAGACUUGUUUAGCUGUACAAUACAACCAAAUAGCGCGACAAAAGCCAUAUUUAUUUCGUUGCGACGAUCCUGAAGCAAUUUCGCGCGAUGAGUGAAAACGCACAGUGCAAAAUGUUCGAAAAGCCCGCACCGUGCAAACAAAAGGCAAAAUGCACCGUGCGACAAAGAAUCUUUGCACUUCGAAAAGGCGUAGCCGUCUGUCGGGAAAAUACUGUGGAUUUGUCGAGGAAAAAUUGUCUCGCCUCGUCGCAGACGCGCCCCAAAUUUCCAGCCGCGGCUGGACGUCGCAAAGCCAUUAUGGGCGAUUUAAAGGGGCGAAGAAUCCACAUUAUUUUCUGAACAAACUGAUAUCUGGGCCUAUGUGUGCCCAGUUGGAAAAAAAUCUGAGAAUUACGCUUUGAAAAUUUGCCUUCAGGCUUUUAGAGGCAAAGAUUACUGUGUAUUGAAUAUAGUACCGGUCUUGCCAUAUAUAUACGUACAAAAAUUAAUUGACUUAAAAGAUGUCGUAUUUUACAAACCCUUCUAGCCCCUCCGUUUUUUUUCAGCGCUCCGCCAUGGACAGUGACGUCACUGUCAACAACUUUGACGGUUUUCUUCCCCGAAUUCUCGAGAAAAUGGGACUUGUAAACGAUGGAAACUUGGCGUAUCUUCUGUUUAUCGAGCUCGCCCUUCAGUACAACAUGGUGGGCUACUGUUUCGUGCCUUUCACCUACCGCUACUUUCUUAUGGUGUGGGAGGUCAAGUUUAAUAAUUAUACGUUCGCUUUACUGGUUUUAUUUUACCUCACACCCACCAUGGCGUUCUCGUUUAUAAUGGCCUAUUUGGCUGGUAAUACGUACUCUGCGAUGACGCAGAUAGUUUCGCCGACCGACCCAAAUUGUUUGAGAAAUUUGCCCUACUACGACAGCGUCAAGUACCCUGCUGAGGUAGGUUUUGUGCUGCUUCCUUUACAUAAAGUGCAUAGACCUUUCGCUGCAUUUUUUUAGUACUAGGCGGCGUCAAAAAGCCUUGACGUGUUUUUCGCACAAACUUUGGUAUCCCUGAAUGCUUACUCGCCAGGCAUUGCUCCGUCGGACUACCACUUGCUGCGAUCGCAUGCCCACCACCUUGAGGGAAAAAGAUUUGACACAUCCGAGCACCUGUGAAACGAGUGGAGUGUUUCUUUAGGUCAAAGUCGCCUGUCUGAAGAAUCAGCACAGCGCUGUGCUGUUUCUUCCCUACGGCGCGCCGUGCAAACACGUCAAGACUUUUUGACCCGCCUUGCACAGUGGGGGACCUGAUCCAGUGGCAAAAACGUACCAUUUUGCUUUUGAAAUCGGAGUUUUUUCACUUAGAGAGGGAAGGAUUUCGCCACAUUUUUGAUACUUCUCGGAUGCAAAUUGACACAUUUUUUUGCCACUGGAUCAGGUGCUCCACUGUAAAAACGACCAAAAAUUAACUGGUCUACACUCUGUCCUCUCUUCAGCCCUACAAAACCAUCUUCAACUUCGCCGCCGUCCCAUUGUAUUGGGUUCUGAUUGCGCCGUUCUUCCUGGUCUUCUUCAUUUGGCGAAUCUACCGUUUCCUCAGCGCGGAUGUGCGAAAAUCCGACUUCUACCGCAAGAUGCAGCGGCAAAUCACGUGGACGUUGACGGCGCAGUCUGUAAUCCCGCUAAUCUUCAUCGCGAUUCCAUUGUUUUUUGUGUUCUUUGCGUUGGGCAACUUGUACUUCGGGUGGGGCUACGAGAUCUCGCAGGACCUGUCGCUUCGCGUUUUUUACACGUCUUUGGCCAUAAUUCCGCUGGCCAAUCCGUUGUCCGCAAUCUUGCUGGUCAAGAACUUCCGACUUACCGUGACGAACGCACUAACUGCCACGGAUCAAAAGACGGGAAUUACGUCGAUGAUGAGCACGAGUAGUGGUGCCGCCAGAAGUGUGAGUGUGAAGCAAAGAGGCUCCGUCUUGUCGAGGAAUAGCGCUGAUGGAAGGCGAAGGGAGCGGUAA